Acanthosepion pharaonis is the source of this 1002-nucleotide messenger RNA. NCBI's taxonomy places the organism in Eukaryota, Metazoa, Mollusca, Cephalopoda, Sepiida, Sepiidae. The record is from the annotation of a GenBank genome assembly.
AUGCACGCACCCUUGCUCACCGCUUUGCCUUUCCUUAUAACUUUGCCACCGUCUCUCUUGUGGCUGCUUGUAGUAGUAGUUAGCUUACUUUUUUCUUUCUUUGUUCUCACUUGUUUCCUUCUCUGUCUCUUGUCUUCCCUUUCCUCUUUGUCCCUUUCGUCGCAGUGGACUCGUGCGACCAGCUUCCUCUCCCAUGGCUCCUUGCAGAUUUCUCUACUGGACUGCCGCCAGCGUAAAACUAAUUUGACAGCUUUUCAACGACCCGUCACGCACCGGUACUCUUUUUCUACCCUUCUCUGCAACAGGUCCCAACACGCUUCAACAAACGCCAUGGAGCAAAAGUCCGUUGUCUCUAAUAGAACGCGCUCCAGGUUCUCUUCUGCCUCAUCUAAGGCCUUGGCUGUCCGUGCUGAACUGGAGAUGGCUAAAGCGGGCCUGCUCUUCGUGGAGAGAGAGAAUAAACUGCGCGAAGCAAAGGCUAAAAUGGAGUCUGAAGAGAAAACUGUAGACGCCCAAAGGGAGAUAGCUCUCAAAGAAGCCGCACUAAAGGCCUUUGAAGAGUAUGUCUCGCUUAGUGAGGGAAAAUCCAGCAUUCACCUUGACCAGACUCCUGCCGAUCCCAUGCAGCGCACGAGAGAAUAUGUGGCCGAACAGACGGCUCAACUCAUCUCACAACCUGCCGCUCCGCAAUUGGUACAAUCAUCCGCCCUGCAACACAUACGCUCUUCUGCAUCCCAAUUCGAUCAGCCCACCAACUCCGAAGCCUCCUUCUACUACUUCCCCGAUCCCAAGACCGAUCCAUCUGAUGAUCGGAGGAGGAGGUACUCAACUGAAAACCGCCAUGACCAUUCCAGUGACCUAACGCGUUACUUCGCCCGGCGAGAAUUACUUCAAGCCAGUAUGUUGAAAUUCUCGGACAGACCUAAGGACUAUCAAGCAUGGAAACGUUCAUUUCGCAACUCCAUUGUCGACCUGCGAGUGAAGAAAUGGAUUUGCUUGUGA